Messenger RNA from Hyla sarda, 9086 nucleotides. Its product is annotated as transmembrane protein 151B. The coding region runs from base 274 to 1806 and encodes 510 amino acids. The transcript has 2 exons. The record is from RefSeq and is a predicted model, not a curated record. NCBI's taxonomy places the organism in Eukaryota, Metazoa, Chordata, Amphibia, Anura, Hylidae.
UGGGGGGGGGUUUAGUAUUUUUUCUCCCUCCUCUCUUCUCGAUACGGGCUGCUAAAGAGGGUGAAUAGGGAGGGGAGAGACUAGAGAGAGAGAGAGAGAGAGAAUAUGUCGAUCCGGGCUCAUAUAUGGGACUGAAGAACUGUGGUAGUGAGUGCAGUCUGCAGUCUUUGGCUGAGUGCUUCCCUACCCUAAGUGAUGCCUGGCAUCUUCUCCUGGGCAACAGGAAUUCCUUCCACUGCAUAAGGGCGACCUGGAGGAAUAGAAUGGCAAAGGAUGUCUACUGAGGUGGAAAGUGAAGCAGCUGCUGAAACCCCUGCAGAUACCCCAGGUGCCAAUGACAUAACUACACCAGAGGUGGAUGUGAGAGAGGAGCAACGUCCGGAGAAGCAGUCAUUGAGCGCCUCUAUGUGCCGGGAGUCUCACUGGAAAUGUCUCCUUCUCUCCAUCCUUAUGCUUGUUUGCCUUUGUGCUGUUACCUGGUGCCAGGUUACAAGCGUUACCAAGCUCAGUUUCGACAGCUCACUGAAGGGAAGGUCUAUGAUCUAUCAUGGUAGUCCGUGCUCAGAUGGAUAUGUCUAUAUUCCCUUGGCCUUCUUAGCAAUGCUGUAUGUAGUCUACCUGGUGGAAUGCUGGCACUGUCAUGCCAAAAGUGAACUUCAACAUAAAGCUGAUAUUAGUAGUGUUUAUGACCAGAUCCAGCGUAUGCGCCAAGCUACACCUUGCAUCUGGUGGAAGGCCAUUAGUUACCACUUUGUUAGACGUACUAGACAAGUCACUCGCUACCGUCAUGGUGAUGCCUAUACAACUACUCAGGUUUACCAUGAGCGGGUUAACACUCAUGUAGCUGAAGCCGAGUUUGAAUACUCACACUGUGGGAUAAAAGACAUUUCCAAAGAGUUGUUAGAUUUGGAUCGCCAUCCGGCCACCAAGUUAAAGUUCACCAAGUGCUUCAGCUUUGCCAACCUAGAGUCCGAAAACUCAUAUCUCACUCAACGUGCCAGGUUCUUCACGGAGAUUGAAGGCCUAGAUGACUAUAUGGAAGCAAGGGAAGGAAUGCAAUUAAAAAAUGUGGAUUUCAAAGAGUUAGUCAUUGCCUAUGUCAACCUAGAACAACUACCUUGGUAUGUUUCACACUAUGCUUUUUGGGCAGCUGCCUUGCUCAUGUUGUCAUGGCCACUAAGGGUUUUUAUUGAAUACAGGACUGCCCAUGUUCAUUAUCACAUUGAGAAACUUCUAGGGAUGGAAUACACACCUCAAGCAGUGGCAGAGGAGCCUAUUUACCGGUUCAGAAUGCCACGUGUCAGCACUUUUGACAGUACAGAACUUGAAUGGCAUAUAUGUACCAAUCGCCAACUGAUUCCAAGCUAUUCUGAGGCAGUGAUGAUGGACCUAACAGAUGCGUCACUAUGCAAUGGCUACUCUGCUUGUGGCUACAGUGGUGUCUUGCGUGGUUGUGAAGGCUGCAAUAGGGCAUCUAGCAGUUCAUCAAUCUUUUCGCGCCAUGCUAUGCACAGCUGCAGUGGAGGGCGAUCUCGCCUCUCUCUCAGCACCAGCCGCUUUUCCCUAUGCCAGCUACAUGGAUCUCACAGGACAGGCCUUUGGAGAAGCCGCAGCAGUAGCUUAGCAGAGCGGGUUUGUCAAGAGGAUCGAUGCUGCUCCUAUUCCAGCCAACUGGCCAUUAACGAAAAUCCACCAACAUACCACGAUGCCCGUUUUUUCCCCGUGCUCAUAGUUCACCGCCAGGAAGGAUGCAGAACCAGAAACCUCUGUAUACAUCGCUCUUCCUGUAUGGAAACCUCCUUGUGAAGGGAUCUUUAAGGGGUUUUGUAGUUAAAGGGGUGUUCCGGGUUUAUACAUCUUAUCCCCUAUCCAAAGGAUAGAGGAUAAGAUGUAUGAGUGCAGGGUUCCCGCUGCUGGGGACCCUAGCGAUCUCGGUACAGCCCCCAGCAUACUGGGUCCCUUCCAUAGACAUGAAUGGAGGGGGCGUCGUGUGACGUCACUUGGGGGCAUGACACUGAUGUCACAACCCCGUCUCGGAAGCAGCGCCUGGCACAAAAUGCCGGAGACUGCACCAAGAUCACUGGGGUCCCCAGCUUAUCCCCUAUCCUUUGAAUAGGGGAUAAGAUGUGUAGAAACCCAGAAUACCCCUUUAAAUUCCACCUCAUAAAAGGGACCUUUACAUGUAUGGUAAAAAGAAAUGUUCACAAUUACAGUACAAUAUCAUGGAAUGAGUACUUGGAAAACAUUAUUCAGUAAAGAAAGACUUAAACUAAGUAGGUUAUGCACUUCACCAAAGUUCUUGAGCGUAGACAGAUGAAUGUCUUGGGUAUCAUCACAUUUCUGUAGGUAGAACAUACCGCACUGUAUAACAUUAUUUUUAUGUUUAGCUUCUAAUAUAACAAAAUGCAAUACUUUUCGGUUGGUGUUAGAGAACUAACACACCACAAAAGCUAUAAAUUAUGAUUAUAUAUUUUUUUUUUUUUAGAAAUGAAGAUCUGAGAUGUUAUGUGGUUUUUCUAAAAUAAUUCCGAUAGAGAUAACCGGAAUGUUUCUUAAUAGGCAUCUUGGCUACUAUUUCAUGAUUCAGAAAAGUUAAUACAAUUAAAGAACAAAGAUUUUCAAUUUAGUGGCAAAUAACAGAACAUACUGUAUAGGCCCCAAAUGUAAUAAAAAAAAAAAAAAUAUGUAAUGAUUGUUAUAGGAUGAGAAAAUACCAGGAUAGACGUGAACCAUGUACAGUGGUCCCUCAACAUACGAUGGUAAUCCGUUCCAAAUGGACCAUCGUUUGUUGAAACCAUCGGCUGUUGAGGGAUCCGUGCAAUGUAAAGUAUAGGACAGUGGUCUACAACCUGCGGACCUCCAGAUGUUGCAAAACUACAACACCCAGCAUGCCCGGACAGCCGUUGGCAGGUUGUAGACCACUGUUAGAGGAAGUUAUACUCACCUGUCCCCGCCGCUCCGGACCGUCACAGCUGCCCUGGAUGUCGCCCUCCAUUGCUGUCGCCGUGUCCCCGGGGUGUCCCCGAUGCUCCUGCAAGGCCUCUGCUUCCCAGGCAUCCGCGCUCUCCAUCGCCGCCAUCACGUCGCUACGCACGCCGCUCCUAUUGGAUGACGGGACGACGUGAUGACGACGAUGGAGAGCGCCGACGAUGCAGGGGAUCCCGAAGAGGAUGCGCCGGAGCCCCGAGGACAGGUAAGUGAUCGUCAGCGGACCACACGGGGCACUGUAAAUGGCUAUCCGGUGGCAGCUGAAGCAGUCUGCGCUGUCGGAUAGCCGUUUAUGCGAUGGCCCCGACAUACAAAAGCAUCGUAUGUUGAUGCUGCCUUCAACAUGCGAUGGACUCUGAGAGGCCAUCGCAUGUUGAAAUUAUCGUAUGUCGGGGCCAUCGUAGGUCGAGGGGUCACUGUACACUUUUAGCUAUAAUGGUGCUUUAUCAUACCUUAAAUACCUAAACACAGAAAGCCUUGGUUUGCAGUGGAGUAGCUAGAGGGGAGUCAGAGGAUGUACAGAUGUCGCCAACUUGAUAAGUGGCAUGCUACAAUUUUCACAUGACGUGCUAUGCUACUUACUUAGAGUGCCACAGAAAGUACCUACAAGACUGAAUCCCCUAUUUCUUAGUGAAGAGUCAAGGAGGCGGGGCUGAGCUUGUUCUCACCUCCAAGCCUCUCCUUGAAUGAUGUUCAGGGCUCUUUACAUCAAUUAAGGAGGUGCCGGUAAGUGAGGAGGUGCGUUAGGCUGUGGCACUUGAGCCGCUCCACUCCACAUCCUUGACACUUGGCUGACACUGACAAUAAUGCACUUUUAUAAGUUUUACAACCCCCAUACACAGAAAUAGCCAGGUAAAUGUUGCCUGGCAUAAUAUCCAGUUAUCCUAAUGAUGCAGGUCCUAAAGAUAAGACUCCCAGCAUUAAAGGGGUACUCUGGUGGAAUUAAAAAAAAAAAAUAUUUUAUUUUUUUCAAAUCAACUGGUGCCAGAAAGUUGAACAGAUUUGUAAAUUACUUCUAUUUAAAAAAAAAUCUUAAUCCUUCCAGUACUUAUCAGCUGCUGUAUACUACAGAGGAAAUUCUUUUCUUUUUGAAUUUCUUUUCUGUCUGACCACAGUUCUCUCUGCUGACACCUCGUCCAUUUCAGAAUCUGUGCAGAGCAGGAGCAAAUCCCCAUAACAACGCUGGGUUCAGGCAGCUGCGGCCGUGAAAACACCCCACGUUCCUUGUGACGUCACAUCACACCCCCUCUAUUCAUGUCUAUGGACGUCACAACCCCUCCCAUAGACAUGAAUGGAGGGAGUCCGACCACAGUCGCUCAAACCCAGCGUUCUGAACAUAAUGUUCAGAACGUCAGGUGUCUGCACAUAGAUGAUGGGGGUCCCAAUGGCUGGACCCCCUGUGAUCAGACAUCUUAUCCCCUAUCAUUUGGAAAGGGAUUAGAUGUCUAGCAACGGAGUACCCCUUUAACCUCCUUGUAAGUAGUGGAAAAAGAUGGAACUGUAAUAAAAGACUCAGAUUGUGAAAGAGUAGAAAUUCAUGCCCACAUGAAACAAGAAAUCAUGGGAUACAACAUUAAUAAAUAGAGUGUUAUGCAUUUGUCCAUACUUUUUUCUCCCCAAAUGUAAUGGAAAUCCAACAGUAUAUGAGGCCCAAUAUGUCUUAAAAAAAAUUGGCUCAAUGCAAGUUGUUCCUAAUAGGGUCAUAGCUAUGGCAGGACAAUAUCAUACCUCUGUUAUAAAACAUGACAAAUCAGUAAUGCAUAUUAAUAGGUGCUAAGUUAUAAUGUUAUUAUUAAUUUAUGCAAUUUUCAUGUUAAUUCCAUUUUACAAUGAUGACCUCAUUUUAUAUAUAAUUUCUCGUAUCGUGUAGUAAAGGGUAUGAGUGGUGCCGGUGGUGAUCUUUCUAUUCAUUACAGACAGACUUCUGAAGCCAAUGUAGUCCUGAAAUAUAACCAAUACAUUAGCAUCUUAUGUACAUGGUAUCUCUACUCACAUGUGUAAGUGGUUUUGGUGAUCAUCUAGUUCCUUGCACCUUUUUGUUGCCAUCUGAUUGUUUUGGAACAUGAAACUUUUUAGUUGGUCGAUUGGGAGUUUACCACAUAUUGGACAGAAAAUGCUAUAUUCUUAGUAUUUGAGGCUUAAAGCCACAAAAAAAAAGUUACAUCGUACCUAAUCCUGACCAUGUACAUGUAAUUUUUAUGCCUCUAUCACCUAUAUUUAUUAUAAAAAAAAUACCUCUUUUCAUUAGCUCACAGUGUUAGAAAUCCUCUAAGGGGAACGGGGUGCAUCCCUCCUUGUGGUGGUGAUAGGUGAUAGGUGUAUGGUGGGAGGGGGCGCGCCCCUCCCUUGUGGUGGUGGGAGGUGAUUGGUGUGUCUGCUCAUGCAGCCUUGUCCAUGAAUCAUCUCAUGUCCAUGACUCAUGGACAAGCUGAUGUUGCUGUGGGACUGGUUAGUGUCCCGGUAGGUAUGGGGACCCCUAGUGGUGGGAUAUUCAGGGACUGAUUUCUUUAUUAAAUACUGAAAAUAUUUUAAACAACCAUAUUACAAAAGGUCUUUAAUUUUCAUCAGUAACAACAUAUAAAAAGUUUUUGGAUCUGACAGUAGUCGUUUAGAUGUCUAAUGAUAUGCCAUAAAUAUCUAAUAGAUGUGGGUCCAAUCUCUGGGAUCAGCCCUUAUGUGUGGAACAAGGAUUAUCCCAACCCACCUGGUGAGGCAGCUUCUAUAUUCAGGUGGAGACUGAAUGGAGAGAUCACCACCCAUGUAAACAUCUCUCGACGUUCACUGCUAUAUGAAUUACAGGGAAAGAACAGGGCAAGUUGUGGCCACCUGCCUCCUCAGUAAGCAGGUUCAAGAUUGUGGAGUUCCCUUCCAUCAUUCAGCUAACAAUUGUACAUCAGUGUGAGUAAAACAAUUAUAAGAUGUCAACAUAUUGCAUUUUUGUUGCAUUUCUACAUAGGCAUUUUCCGUUUUGGUUGCAACUCAGUGAGUUUACGAAUCAUAACAAUAAUGAAUGUAAAAAUGCAACACAAACAAACAGUGUGCACACAGUCAUAUAAGUACUAAUAAAAAGACCAGGUAGAUGGCCUGUAGAUUUCAGGUUGAAGGAGGGGUGGACUUUCUCAUGUGACUGUUGUUAGUGGCUCUUUUAUAGAGGUACGUAAAUUUACAGUUUGCUUUAUAGGCUAUGUUCACAAUUUACAUUUUUGUUGCAUUUUUAUCCUAAGUUUUUUUUUUGUUUUUUUUUUUAUUGGUAAACUCCCAUGUAACAGAAUGAGUUCACCAAUCAAAAAAGUAUGUUAGAGGGAAUUUAACAGUAAUGUCACCAGCACUAACCUGCUGUUACUGUCUAUUAGUGCUGGUGGCACUGAUCAAAAUGGUGUUCAUAUUAUAUUUCUAGGUGCGGCUGUUCACGAAAUAUCACUAAAAAUCCUAAUAUGUAAAUAAGGCUUUUGGUGCGCUCCCUAGUCUCAGGUGGCUGGUCUCUGAUUCAAGCCCUUCAAUAAAUUUUUAGAUUCUUCUUCUACAGCAAGUAACCGCUGUAACAAAGCUGGAUUUGGAUCCUCUAACCUGUGUGGCAGAUGACUUGGACCGUAUUGGGGAGAGGAGUCUAAGGUGCCGCUGGUCUUCACCAGAGCCCGCCGCAAGGCAGGACAGGCUUGCUGCGGCAGGUGACACCCAGGUCGCUACCCCCGACACGGCUAAGGAUAAGGCAGUUGCGUAGUCAAACAUAGCAGAAGGUCAAGGCAGGCGGCAAAGGUGCAGAGUCUAAUAACGUAGUGGAAGGUCUGGAUACAUGGGUAAGGCUAACAGGCUAUAGGAACGCUUAAUCUCAGGCUAGGGGCACUGUAGAUCCGGCAGGGAAGUGUGGGAGGUGCAUAGACUUAUAGGAUGGUGUCAGGUGUACACAAUAAUUAUGGGCAUACUGGCCAUUUAAAUGUUCGAGCUCUGGCGUGUGCGUGCCCUAAGGGGACGGGGACGCGCACUGGAGCUGAGACACAGCGGAGGCAGCAGGGGAGAGAGGUGAGUGACGGGCUGGGAUUCGCAUGUGGGCGCGUCCUGCGAUGCGAAUCUCAGCUCCGCCGGCAGCUGGGGAAAAGGGAACAAUGCGCUCGCGGCCGAUGGAGGUGGCCGGAGUGCAGGGCAUGACAGCCGCCACAUCCUGACAUCCUGCAAGUGCGUGGUGGUAGUCUGGACCAGCCGUGCUAAAGAGCUGAGUGCGCAUGCGCAGGAUCUGAGCAUGUGAUAGCUAUAUGCAGAAGAGGGAGAAUAUAAAUAUUCAUUAGGGGUCAUGAAUCAGGGACCAUCCAAGAAGGUGUACUAGUGCAUCCCGUGGCUAGGGAAUGCCCCGACUGUACCAAUGAUUUAAUUUAAAGGAAUACUGAAGUCUUAGAAACGUAUCCCCUAUCCGUAGGAUAUUGAAUAAGUGUCUGAUCACUGGGGGUCCAACCGCUGGGACUCCCCGCGAUCUCCCGUAUGGGGACCUGGCAUUGCCACGGCUAAUGCACAUGUUGUUGACCUAACUGAGGUCAAGGAGAUGCUCCCUCCAUACAAACGCAUCUCCGCCUCUCCCAUAGAGAUACAUGGAGGGGCGUGUGGGCCAUGGUGUCAUGCUGCACGAGAGAGCGUCAGUAAAGCUGGGGCAUCGUACAGGAGAUCGCGGGGGCUCCCAGCAUUCGGAACCCCGGUGAUCAGACACUUAUCCCCUGAGCAUAGGGGAUAAGUGUCUAGGGCUGCAGAUCUCCUUUAAUUAGUACAUUCAUAUUUACAUAUUAGGAUUUUUAGCAACAUACUGGGAAAGGCAGAACCUAGGAAAAUAAAGUUAACACCAUUUUAGUCAGCAGCACCCGCACCAUCAGGCAGUACCAGCAUUUUUGUUGCAUUAUUAAACGGAAUCGGACAGCAGCAUGACGCUCCUGUCAGAUUCUGUUUAAUAAUGCAACAAAAAGGCACAGUGUGAACACAGCCUUAUGCGCCAUUCAGCAACUAAUAAUGGUGGACAUCUGCAGAGACACGUCAGCGUGCAACGGUCAACAUUUCAAUACAAUUCCAAACACGUGCCCUUAAUCAAUGCAUUUCUAUUCACUGCACUACACAACAUGUGACUAUACAAGUUGCACACUCUACUAAAUGACACUUUGCUAAAACAACGAUCGCCCGUGAUUCAUGGAAAUACAUACGAAGGACUGCAAAUAAAUACAUAAUAACUAAAUGCUAAAGACUUGCAUAUAAUAUCAUGUACACAAUAGCUAUGCAGAGGACAGCACUGACUUGUCUGAACUAUUGUUAUGUCAUCUGGUCCAUUCAUAGCUCCUUGUAUCGAGAUAGAUUGUGAACAAUAAUACUUUAUUUUUCUAUAGCGGUAUUAGAGUAUAUGGUGCUGUUGUUAUAUGCUAGAAUGUUACAAUUCACUGCUAUAUUGGCAGAAUAAUGCCACAGAAUUGCAUGUUGUUGCCUUUGGAUUUCUCAAUGCCCUUAUACAGUUUUGAUAUUUACAAACAUAUUCACGGGCUUCAAAGAAAUGAGAUAUCUACUGAAUGCCAUAUGAAUGAUGGUCUUAUGUAACGUAAGCAUGGAAUACUACCCUGAGCUGGAUAUUCACAACAAGACUCUAUUCUAAAGGAAUGAAUGAGCUAUAACUGUAUCCAUCAAUAGGGGGCACAAUAUAAGAGAAAGGGCAAACAGGACUGGACUUGCUUAGGCACAAACAUAUAAAGAACCAAUAUACGGGACAGCAUUCCAGUACCUCUGAGUAAUUGCCUAGUAGUAAAUCUGGUCCUGUGAAUAAUUCCAUGUGGAGUUAGCAUGUCUGUGAUUGUAUGUCAAAUAUUGUAUGUUACAGAAUAGUUUCUUAUGGCUUUGACUGUUGCACCAUAAAGUACAUUUUUUAUUUACGCUAAUUGUGUUUUUUUUAUAUAUUUUUUUUUUAUUAUCAUCAAGUAAACAACUACUAAGUAGUUACACUCAGCUAUCAAAACUGGAUGGAACAGAGUGGGCCUAUAAUUGGUAAGAACGGGGGCUUAUAGUGGAUUGAUAUGUACUAACAUAUAAAUAUUAAUAUUAAUAUGCCUAUUUUUCCUAUACUGCAUACCAUAGUCUUC